CGAGAGUAUAGGAAAAGCAAGAAAGCUUGCUAUGUUGACCCGAAAUGUAAAAUACUCAAUAUACCCGAUCGAAGUUUUAGUGUGCGGUUUCAUUUGCAGUCGUCGAACAACGCGACAACGACGUUAGCCUUAGCAGAGCUAAGAAAAAGAUUCAGGAACACCAAAGGCUUCCUUUUUCCGUUCGCCGUUCGGUGGUGCCCAUAGGAAAACCCAUGUUUACGGAAAAUACGCGUAUGGUGACUUUUUCUCAGUCUUCAGUGUUCGUUGCUUCGCGUCGUAUUUUCAAAGAGUGGUUCUUCACAGUUAGACACACUCUUGUGGUGAAAACUUUCAAAAUUGAUAAAUGUAUCUUGACUUAACUUACAAAAUUAAACUUUAUAAAUAAAAUCGAUAAAACAUCUCAAGUGUUAAUAUACAACAAAAAAAAGUUAAUACCCAUAGCACAUCGAUAAAUUUCGGGCGCGUAUCCUUAGUGCGCGCGUUUUCUUAGUUUACUGUGAUAGUUUGUUUCUUGGCAGCAUUCAAAAACAUCCCAUAUGCUAUCACAAAUCUUCAUCAUCCUCAUGAACAUCAUCAUCAUCAACACAAUCUAAAAAUUGAUGCGAAAAUCAACAUGAGUCCAGCUUAAUUUGAAAUCUUCUCCAGAUAUCCAUUGACUUGGACAAAGUCUAUUGGGGAAAUCAAAUAGAACUCCAUCAGCACUGAGCAGAACAGAACAGAGCAGAGCACAGAGCAGAAAAGUGGUGCCACACAAAGAAAGAAAAUCAAUUUCAAUAUCCCAGUGUUGCGGAAACAUGUCACCAUCCCUCUGGCCUGACACUCGUACAUUGGGCUUGGAAUGGAAUUGGGAGUGAACUCAGGGAAAAAAGGGGUGGAAAAUCAAUAAACAAUGAGUGGAAUGAAUGUGUAAAACGGGAGUGUCACGGUGCACACACAAAAACUCAUAUUAUAAAAGGGAGACCUCCCCCAAGGGACUUUGUCCGAAUCUCUGCAUUUCGGACUUACAAGGCCAAUUUUAUGCGGUGUGGAAUUAGGGCGAAGAGAACAAAUACAAAAUAAAAAAUCAAUUCUCGUUAAUAUAUUAUAAGCCUCUCUUGACUGCAUGGAUUACUGCAGUACUCGCAAGUAUUCGGAAUACGCUGGUUCGACCCAUCCCAUGACGAGCCGUGUUGGCGUGGACGCUGUUCUUUCAGGUGGCCCUCCUAAUCGGAUGGCACCGAACGUAACUGUGGUGGCUGGCCAUCACAGACAUCAGCAAUUGCUUCGGUAUCAAGAGCAUCAGCAUAGAUUGGCAGCAAUGCAUUCUUCUGAAGGACUUUAUCAGCAACAGCAGCAGCAGCAUUGCUUCGAUAGGUACAUUCCGUCAGUAGGCUACCCAGCCGAGUAUCACCAAAACUCUUUUGGAGCUGCUGCCGGACUCGGCUAUGGAGCAUUGGGAAGGAGAAGCUUAGCAUCACCAUACCUGAAUCCGCACUCACCCAUGUCACACCAUCUCUAUCAUCCCGCCCAUUACGACAGCACGUACAGUGGCCGGAUGAUUGGAGGUGGUGGGACAGGUCCAUCAGCCCUGCCAUACCAUCCUUAUCGAGAAGGAUACGACCAUCAGCAAGUAGGUGCACCAUCUAGCAUUCUACACUACACUGCUGCAAGGAACAGUGCUUUUCAGUAUGGGCAUUCUGCUACUGCUGCAGCAUCACAACAGCAACGGGACUAUUUGCAUUUUUAUCCAUACCAUCCUUCAACCUUUGCGCCGGCAGAGCAACGUUAUGCCCAGCAUAAUCUUCAUUCAAUUAAUGGCCUGCAAGUUCAAAGCCCCAAGGAUGAUGGACGAACGAAUAAAAGGAAUGGCCAACAUAUCACAGAAUCAGAAGCUUCUUAUGUCCACCACCACCAACUGCAGCAACAACAACAACAACAGCACCAACAACUCCAAAACUUAUCAUCGUCGUCGUUGUCGUCGUCGUCGAUGGGAAAUACAAUGAUUGCUUCGCCAUUGACCAGUGGUAGCACGACUACAGAUAGUGGAAUAAGUGGAAGUUCGCGUUGCGGAAGCACACCAAUUAGCAUGGUUACAACGAGUGCAGGAUUUCCUGGCAGCGAGUAUUCAGUGAAUUCCUCGAAUGGUGGAGGCACAGAAGAAAACUGCGGCCCUCCGAAGGACUACACUAAGGAUGAUCAGGAGAGUAUAUCUGAAAGAAAUGAGGAAAUCGAGAAUGGAGUUUCGAGUACAAAAGAUCAGCAACUCAGUCCUAAUCCAUCGAACAUCAAAUCCCCAUCAUCCAACCACAAUCGUGAAAGUGAAAGGACAUUUUGUGAAACUCAGUGUGCUUCCAGUCGAAGAACAGACUGUUCAACUCCAUUGCUUUCAACACCAGAACGUUGUGGAACUCCAUUCGUUUCCGGCAGCCAUCCGUUAUCAAACUUCCAUUCACCCCAUCGAUAUCCAUAUGCUCAAAACAACCGAUCACAAAAUCCAUGUGAUACAAAUGAAGCACCCUCUAAUAGUCCUAAGCCAUUAAGUCCGCAAUCUUCUAGCCCAAUUCCAAACAUCAAACGCAACUAUCAUCCUGAAUGUACACCAAGUAAAAUAUUCGAGGAGAAGAAAAAUCGAGUAGUCGAAUGUGACCUAAUUCCCAGUAAAAAGUCCAAACGAAAAACCCUUGAAGCUGAAGAAAUUCGAGAGAGUAUUCGGAACAUCAAACCUCUCCCAGGAUUUCAGCAGGCUUUUGGAUCGACAGAAAUCGGGCGGUUUUUUGAAACAUUUCAAAAUAUACCUUCAAGUCCGUAUACCUAUGACUUUGAAGUAGAUAAUAUGAGUCCACAGCCCUGGGAAAUAGAAAAUUCCGGAGAUGGAUCCCAAUACGAUGUACAAAUCAGUGCAUCCUUACAGACAAUGUACAAAAGUCCGUUAGGAGAUAAGAAAUAUUUAACUGGUAUUCGAUGUAAUGGGUAUUAAAAAACAAAAAGAUAAAUUAUCAAAAAACUCAGCAUCGAAAUGAAAAGUCCAAAAAUAAUCAAAAAUUUGUAAUGUGAGCAGUGAUGCCAAAUCAUUUUUUUUAAAGAAACAAAGAAUUUUUGUAUUUAUUUGUUUUUGUGAAUAAAACCUUAAAAAAAAGUGUUAUUGUUGUAUAAAACAUGCAAAUAAUAUAAAAUACAAUUUUCUAUAGCCCUUGGUACGUGCCUUUUUUGGACAGAAUUAUUAUAAUAAAAUAUUUAAAUUUAUAUAAAUAAAUUAAAUAAAUUUACAAUAAUAGAAACGAUUUAGUGCAAGUUUAAAAUAAUUAUUCUCUACACUUGAAUUUCGAAACAUACUAAGCUCUUUUUCACAAAAUUUUUGUAUUUGCUGCACAAAUUUUGUUAAAAAUGUUUAUUAAUUAAAUUAAAUUUAAACAAAAUCUCUCUAAUUUUUCCAAUACUCAUAUCCUCAUUAUAAAAGAAUACAAAAACGCAACUAAAAUUUAAAGUUGUCUUCCUCGUCAUUUUAUUUAUUCUGUUUUCAUAAAAUUCCACUCUUAGCUCCAUAUUGAAAUACUUAAAAAAAACUCAAGUCUCUUGAAAAUUAUUUGCACCACAGAUUUAAAACAAAUAUUAACAAUAAAACAAAUUUAAAUAAUUCAAUGUAAGUGAAAGUACAAGAACAUUUAUUUACUGUAUUUAGUUCGUAGAAAAAUGGUAAAUAUAAUAAAAUCAAAAUAUUGAAAAUAAUCAAAACAAACAAAAAGACACUUUGUACUUUUAAAAGUUAUUAUUUAUAUAUUCCAAGGAAAUAAUGUUAAGAUUAAGAAUAAAUAUAUAUACAAACAAUUAGAAUAAAUUAAUACUGUGCCAUUGAGUUGAUGAGAUGAACAAAAAUAAAAGUUUGAAUUUACAAGAAAUGAAAACAAAGCUGAUAAGUUUAGGGAUUUUUUAAAAUGUGUCAAAGUUAAAAUUAAAAAUUAUUUAAUUUCAAGUUUAAUUGUUUCCUUUAAUAAUUAAAUGAUUUAUUUAUAAAAUUAUAAUAUUAUCUUUACAAUACAGUGCCUUAUAAGUUAACAGUUUUGUAUAUUAUUUAUAUUUAUUAAUUUUGCAUUGGAAAACAAAAUGUCGAUAAUUUUUGUUUUUUUUUUAUUUCAUUGGUUUUUAUUGUUGAUUGCUUAAUUUGUUAUAAAAAAUAAUCGAGUUUUGAAUUUAAAAACAAAAAAGUAAGAGAACGAAUAGAAAAUAUUAUUGUUGUGUAUAUAAUGGCAGGUUUCAUGUGGGCCCAAUUUGUCCUCACACAAAAAAUAAAAAUAUUAAAACCUUAGAAACAUACAUUUGUAAUGAACAAAACAAAAUGUUAUUAAACACAAAAAUGUUAGAUUAUAGUUGUUCAGAUGAUUGUGCAUUUCUUAGCUUUUAAGAUUUCAUAAACAUAGUUCUAGUUCUUUAAUAAAAACAAACGUUUUUUUGUAAGUAUUUAAAAAUUUAAAUACUUCAUGCAAAAUAGAAAAAUAUUGUUGGUUUUUAC
Messenger RNA from Eupeodes corollae, 4486 nucleotides. Its product is annotated as la-related protein Larp4B. NCBI's taxonomy places the organism in Eukaryota, Metazoa, Arthropoda, Insecta, Diptera, Syrphidae. Bases 1103 to 2956 code for a protein of 617 amino acids. The transcript is spliced from 5 exons. The record is from RefSeq and is a predicted model, not a curated record.